Molecule: messenger RNA, 7090 nt
Organism: Sander lucioperca (pikeperch)
Lineage: Eukaryota; Metazoa; Chordata; Actinopteri; Perciformes; Percidae
Gene: sema4bb
Product: sema domain, immunoglobulin domain (Ig), transmembrane domain (TM) and short cytoplasmic domain, (semaphorin) 4Bb
Exons: 15
Coding region: 656-3163 (835 amino acids)
Biological process (GO): axon guidance; negative chemotaxis; semaphorin-plexin signaling pathway
Molecular function (GO): chemorepellent activity; semaphorin receptor binding
Source: RefSeq, a predicted model, not a curated record
CUUCAGUCUGUGUAGUAGGGUAGCGGAGGCUCGUCUUCAAACCUUCCACGCUCGGAUGAUGGACUUCCCUUCGCGGACUCAAACGUGCUCAAGCUAAGCGCACUUUGCGGAUUUAAAUGGUGUUACGGUCCAUUUUUCGACAUUUUCUCUAACGGCUGUGAAGACUUGAGCUGUGACCAAUCUUUUUAUACAGUCUGUGGCUGUGACCGAGGUAUUUUUUUUUUUUUUGCGCUGCAGCUCGUGGAUGGUAAGGUCUUCCUGUGCCUGCUCGGUGUUCUUCGGUUUUCAGGGUAAACACCUUUACAUCGGGGAGACGGUAUCUCAUCUAAAUCUAAUCCAAAAUGACUUUUACUAAAUGGCCACUGGUCGGAGCUCAGUGCUGAUUCAUCGAAGAGCACUAUGAGUAGAUGACAACAAGCGGCCUUUAAUCCAGAAAGGAUUCCUCUUCUCUGUGCUAAGAGUCUCUUAACCGAGUGUAAAGACUCUGGGAGUACAAGAAUCAAGUCAAGGACACGUUCACUCCCCCUCAGCCUGCAGGAAGAUGGGAGUGAGAAAAUAAAGCUCGACGGAGUCAAGAGGAGCUUAAUGAAUUCCAAGGAAUUUUAAAACCAACUGCUUUCAUUUGUGUAUGUCUGUGUGAGAGGAUCAGGCAACCAUGUGGACAUUAGCUGCGACUGUCCACUGUCUUCUGGCUGCUGCGCUGCUAUUGGCUAGCUGCCUCCAAUCACUGAUGGCCACUGAGGAUGAUGUCACACCGCGCAUCAGUUUCUCUUACAAUGCAAAGGAGAGGUCGGCCAAGAGAUUCUCUGUGGACGGUGUCUUCAAUUACACUUCCUUGCUGCUCAGCCAGGAGGACGACAUGCUGUACGUCGGAGCCAGGGAGGCGCUGUUUGCCCUCAGCCUCUCGGACAUCAGCAAGACCAAGCUCCAGAAGAACCUGACGUGGGGCACUCCUGCUGGAAAAAGAGAAGAAUGCAGCUUCAAAGGGAAGAACCUGGAGACUGAUUGCUUCAAUUACAUCAAAAUCCUCCUGCGGCUGAAUGGCACUCAUCUCUAUGUGUGUGGCACCUAUGCCUUCAGUCCUAUUUGCGCCUACAUAAACACGUCAACAUUCACAAUGGAGAGAGAUGAAGUGGGCGAGGUCGUGAUGGAAGAUGGACGCAGUCGCUGUCCCUUUAAUCCAGAUUACAAAUCCACCGCCAUCAUUGUUGGUGGUGAAUUGUACACUGGUACUGUCAGCAACUUCCAAGGGAAUGAGCCAGUCAUUUACAGGAGUUUGGGUCAGGGAACUGCUCUGAAGACAGAAAACUCUUUAAAAUGGUUGCAAGAUCCCGUCUUUGUUGGGUCAGCUUACAUCGAGGAGAGUCAGCCAAUAGGCAACCCCGUGGGAGACGACGACAAGAUUUACUUCUUCUUUAGCGAGGCGGGAAAGGAAUUUGACUUCUUUGACAACACCAUUGUGUCGAGGAUUGCUCGCGUGUGUAAGGGUGAUGAAGGUGGCGAACGGGUGCUGCAGAAGAAAUGGACGACCUUCCUGAAGGCCCAGCUGUUGUGUUCCCUCCCAGAUGACGGCUUUCCUUUCAACAUCAUCCAGGACAUGUUUGUCCUGAAGCCCAUGGGAGAUAGCUGGGAGAGCACUGUCUUCUAUGGCGUCUUCACCUCCCAGUGGAAUAAAGGAGCAUCAGGCAGCUCAGCGGUGUGCGCUUUCACCAUGGCACAGGUGGAAAGAGCCUUCAGCGGGCGCUACCGAGAGGUCAACAGGGAGACUCAGCAGUGGUACACCUACAACCACCCAGUGCCAGAACCACGGCCCGGAGCGUGCGUAACCAACCACGCCAAGCAAAUGGGUAUCAAGUCGUCCUUGCACAUGCCUGAUAAAGUGCUCAACUUUGUCAAGGACCAUUUCCUGAUGGACAGCGUGAUCCGCAGCGCUCCCCUGCUGCUGAAACGCAGCGUGCGCUACACACAGAUCGCCGUGCACAAGAUCCAAGGCAUGGAGAGGGCCUAUGAUGUGCUCUUCAUCGGAACAGAUGACGGAAAGCUCCAUAAGGCCAUCAAUGCCAACGAUAAGAUGCACAUCAUAGAGGAGAUAAUACUGUUUCCUGAGCCUGUGCAACACAUCGAACUUGAUCCUCAGAGGGGUCUGUUGUUUGUGUCGUCCAACUCUGGGCUGGUGGAAGUUCCUGUGGCCAACUGCUCCAACUACCUAAGCUGUGGAGAGUGUGUGUUGUCCAGAGACCCAUACUGCGCCUGGACCGGGCGGCUGUGUCGGGACGUCAGGAUGGCUCCACCUGACAGUCACUGGCAGCAGGAUGUGGAGGAGGCCGAUACAUCAGCGAUUUGCAACAGGACAUUUCCCAGCACCAGAUCUGCCAGACCAGUAGCUUCUCGUGGCUCCCAAUGCCAGCUCAUUACAAUCCCAGUCAACACAUUCAGAGUCCUGCCCUGCAAACUGCGGUCCAACCUGGCACAGAGGAGGUGGCGUUACAGUGACAGCGCCAGCCAGUUCCUCUACGCUACUCCAGAGGGAAACCUGGUAGUGGUGGCACAGGCCAACAGGAUGGAGACAUACGAGUGCUGGUCAGAAGAGGAGGGUUUCCGGCAGCUGUUGGCCAACUACUGUGUGAGGGCGGAGCCCCGCCAGGAAAGCACCACUCUGAUUGGUCACUCGCGCACACCGCACAUUGAGCGAGAGGAGACCAUCAUCCUGCCGGGCGAAUCUCGUUCUGAGCAGGUCCACACAAAGACAUACUGGAACGAACUGAUAGUGGUGUGCGCCCUGCUGGCGUUCUCCCUCGUGGUGUUCUCCUUGUUCGUCAUCUACAGGAACCGCGAUCAUAUGAAGUCCAUGCUGAAGCAGGGCGAGUGCCCUAACAUGCAGCAGAAGAAGCCAAGGAUUGUGGGAAAGCCUGCUGAGAGCUUACCCCUAAAUGGUAACACCAUCCCUGUUUCCACUUCUGAUCACAAGGGUUACCAGACGUUAAAUGACAACUACAUCUGCAGCACGCCCACCCACGAGUCCUCGCCAGACAACAGCAAGAGCUUCUCGGAGUCCUCCGACAGGCGGCCGCUUAACUUGAAGGAGAGCCACGUGGAAUACUCCCCAACCUGCCCUCGGCCCAGAGUGAGGUUAGGCUCGGAGAUCAAAGACUCUAUCGUAUGAGAGCACUGUAUUCCCUAAAAAGAUGCCACCCUGUAUCUCCAUGAAGGAUACAGGCCACCGAGCGAAGGAGAGGAGACCCUGACAUCCCUCUUCAUCACAGCACAUCUUUUAUUUUAGUCAUCUUUUGUUCUGUGAUCAGUGCGGAGGUCAUUUCGUUUAACAAUUUCCACUCCGAAGCCAGAGGUUGGUCUGGUGUGCUGCAUAGGGCAGGAAGAGGAGGCAGCACAACAAUUCACUUUCAACCAGGAACAACAACCAUGGCAGCUGCUCAGAAUAGUUAUAGGCUUUGUUUGAGUCAAUCUCAUGGCCAUUAAUGUGUGUGAGUGUAGGGCUGGGCAACAUGAGGAAGAAAAACAUACCACAAUAACCAGAACAUCUUCUUCCAAUAUUAAAUGUAACAUUAAAACUAGUCUAGUUGAUGUUCAUCACACGAUAUAAUAAAAACAAUAAAUUAUGAACAUUGAUAGGUUUCCCAGCCCUAUGUGAGUAUGUGUAUAACCUUCCACAUGCUCUGCAGAAGAAGGCUGCCACAGAGGCCAUACUUAUGUUAUUACGCACACUAGUCUAGAACCAAGCUGCAGCUACAUGGUGACCAAGAGUUCAGGUUUAGGAGACUAUAAUACAUGUAUUGUUUAUUCAUUAAGAUCCACACAUUAUGGAAGCAAGUAGGAAGCACAUUUGUUUCCUUUUGCUGAAUAAAUGUCAUGACUGUAGGAGGAUAAAGAUGAUGAAAGAUGAGACAGUCUAGGAGAAGACACCACACGCUGUUGGAACAACCACAAUUGCAAGGACUGUAACUUUAAGAAAGAGAUCAAAAAAUGUGCUCAUAAAUUAUGCUCCGGGGCCUGAAUACUGACAUUUACCUCCUUGAAUGUAUGUUGUUGUUCAAAGGUUUAAGUCACACAUCACUGCACCAUGGACAAUUUAGGGAACCCGUUGCUCUACAUCUCUGCUCAUCUGAGACGGCCCAAUUCGACAAUAUUGACAUGCAGGUACCAUGAUGGGCUCUAAAAUCGAACUGAGACAGACAAACCUGUUUUUGAGGCCAAUAUGGAAAAGAGACCUAUAUCAGUCAAGGCGGACAUCACAAGUACGGAGAGCCAAGAAAAAAAGGGGACGUCCACACCUCUACCAUCUUCAGGGCAGCACCGAAAUCAUGUGCACUGUGCCAAGAAAACAAUUCGAUUGUCUUAUCGAAAUGCAAUAGUGCCAUUCUGUUAUGACCACUCCCAUGCUUUGUGUUAGCAUUGAUCACUGUCGAAGAGCACAUGGUGACAGAACCAGAGGUGUAAGUAAAGUGGCACUAAGAAUAAAUAAAUGUGAAGUGCAAGGUUAAAAAGUUCUCGAAGACUGUUAGCUCAAAAGAAACUUUUCAAACUGUGUUGGGCAAAAUAAUUGGCGUUAAUGAAAAAUCUGAACUGGGACCAAAGGAAAUUGCAUGGAGAUUACUUCAAGUGAAAGCUUGUCUUGUGGUUGUCCAGUGAGAAAAUAUUCCAGUUUUCCUUCAGCUAUCCUUAAAUCUGCCUUCUAAGUAUACACUGAAACAUACAGGUACAACUAGUGCAAGACUAUUGAGCUUGAUGAGCGCUAACAACACAAACUGCAGUAAAUUUAAGCACUAAUAACUCAAAAUGAAAAGGUCACAGAACAACCAACAGUAACUGUCACUGUAGUGGAGAGAUAUAAUAUUUCAUGUUGUCCAGACUGCAGCUGCACUAUGUAGUGAUGUAGUUGCACAGAGCGCUGUAUUAGCUCAAUAUAAGCCCCCUCCAGCAGGUUUUGUAUGUAUUUCUUACAUACAUGGUUCCCCAAACUCAGUCAGAUGUCAUUGUGACAUUAAUGUGAAAGCACAAGUAAUCAGGGUCUUGAAUACUUACAGGUUUGUACAUGUCAGUAAAAAUUGAAGAAAUGCAACUACUGAGAGACCGAAAGUAUGUGGCUGCUGGGGAAAAUGAUUUUUUAGAAAUCAGUUAUUACAGGGACCGCCAUUACAAACACUCUUGCACCCACAUUGCUUAGACUUUUGAGACUUAACAAGCAGAAUUUCCCAAAGAUUUAGGAAGCUGAUGAUGGUGUGUAAAUCUGAAUGAGAAACAUUUACACGGCCAUAGGGACAAUAUGGCACCACAUGUCUUAGAAUACAUCACCAAUUCACUGUAUUGAUAAAGUAAGCCUUCAGUAUAUAUUCCAGUAUCAUACAGAAUAAACGUUUUGCUAUUUCCAACAUUGAGCAGAUGACGGAAUGCUACACUAUGUAACUGCUACAAGUUGACAAAGUAAUUGCACAGCAUAUUGCGCAACAGUAGUCAGUGUUUCCUUUUUUUUCUUCAGUUUUUGUUGUGUAUAUACAGUAUCUGUGCUUAAUAUUGUGUGUUUUUCCAAGGGAACUUGUGCAAGAUGUGUUGUAGAGAUAGUCUUAAAACUAGAGAGUGAACACUGCUGAUAUUUUGUUUUCAUAGUGCUUUACUGCCUACUUCAACAUACAUUUCAAAUCUUGCACAGCAUACUGCACAUUUCUCACCAUGCUGUUUAAUCAGCACCUGGGAUGGUUUUUAUCAAGCAUGUCAAAGCAGGAGGGGCAUCUGUUUUUGCCCAGCUGAAAUGAAGGGGUAGUUUAAUAUUCUAAGAAAUAUGCUUAUUCACUUUCCUGCUGAGAGUUCAAUGAGAAGACCGAUACCGCUCUCAUUACAGACACGAGUGCUGUCAAUCUUAUAUAACUCUUGGCAAGAAAACAAAGUAUAUUUCCCAAAAGGUCUACCUAUUCCUUUAAUUGCUGAGACUAACCAAUCGAACAAGAGUACAACAUUUGCCAAGAGAUGCAUAACAAGAAUAAACCAGACAAUAAAAGCCUUGGUGCAGAGCAUUGUUUGCUACCACUGUUAAGACCACUGUUAAACUACAAGAUGUCUCUCUGGAGGCGGAAUAACCUGCUUUCAGAUGCUUGGUGGAUAACCUCAAAACAUAUUUUUAAAAUGCCUUUAGAUGUCAAGUUGUUCUGCCUUUAGCCACGUGCCACAUUGUACACUACCCAGCAGUGACCUCACCAACAGAGUGUGGUGAAUGGCGUGAUUGUAGCCCUCCAUGGGCACUCAUAACUCCACAACACAACACGGGUCAACAGUAGAUUUACAGAUUCACUCAAGCCACCAUUAACUUAAUCUGCAAACUUUAAAACUAGGAGCUGCUCAAAAUUUUGUACCAUUCUGCAGGCUUGUGUCAUAUGUAAUACUGUGCACAUAGGAACAUCUUUCUGAAGAGGUCAGUAUUUAUUAAUAAUAAUAAUAUAGUGAAGCUGAAGUAACAAUACCAUUUGACAUUCAUAGUUAAUAAAGCCUAAAAGGUCAAUACUGUGUCAUAAAUGCAUAUUUAUUAAUGACGUGCUUUUCAAUAAAAAAGCAAAUAUGGUGAUUGAUGCUCCAUUUUGAGUGGCUCCUCAGUAAUGCAACAUACUGUACUGGACAUGAAUGUAGCCAACUAUAACAUAUUUUGUAGAACAUCUACAGCAGUCUAUUUUCCUAAAACGGCUUAAGUAGGCAAUGCAUUGCAACAUCUUUUUAAGAUUUUGUUUUAAUUGUCAUACUACAAAGAAACAGCACACUAGAAGUAAUUAAUCAUUUGUGCUGCACGAUGUAGUACUGCAGUAAGAUGCAAGCACAGUUCCAAAUCCUCCAUAUCGGCUCAGCCAUGAGACGCAGCAACAGCUUUGCCUCAGCAUACUGAACACCAUAAGCUUAGUUGAGAAUAAUUAUUAGACAAAUGUGGUAUUGCCUGCAUGAUUUCCUUUUUUAUUUGUUGUGUACAAAUAACAUUGUGGACUGUAUUUUUUGUAUCAUUGAGAUUGUGACUGUUUUUAUUAUAUUGUACAUAAAAAGCACUUUAUUUUAAUUUUUUUUUAAGAUAAAUGAAUAAAAUACAUGUUUUGACAAA